AUGGGUUUGUGCUAGUCAAAUAGGAAUUCAAGGAAAUCUUUUGCUGCCAAGAAGUUACACACUUAAAGCGACACAAAUAUUCAAAGUAAAUCAAAAGGAAAAGAAACCCCAAUAAGACCUAAAACAUAGCCUACUUUGAACACAAUUGUAAAAGACCAUUUCUCGACCAUAAAAACUCCAAUUGCAAUCGGAACUAGCAAAAGGAUGUUUAAGGAAGCUUUAGCCAAAACUUAUUCCGUUCUCAAUUAGGACUUUGGUUAUCCAAAUAAUGACAAUAUAGGUUUAAUACAACAUAAUGUCACCGGAUAGGUUAGAACUGCUAAGACCAUUCUAAAAGAAGACGAAUCAAUUAAUGACAUGGAUUAAUACAUUAAUAAUAUUCGAGAAAAUAACUUAGUAAUUCUAUUUAUAUUACAAAAGUCUUCCCCACAUUUUAAUAACGCAAUCGAGCUGUUUCAAGAUUUUAAAUGCUACUAUGUGAUUCAAUAAUACUGUAGUGGCGGUAAGCUUAACAAUUUAUGCGGUAAAAUUGAAGAGGACAAUGCCAUUUACAUUAUAUCUUAAAUUUUAGAUACUCUCAAAGAGAUUCAUAAUUUAAAUAAUUAUCAUGGAAAUUUAAGCAUUCAAAGCUUUGCUCUCUAAGAUUAAUCAAAUAAUCAUUAUGUCAAAUUGAUUGAUAUAUAUCCUGUAUUUUAAGUAAAGGAUAAAUAGGAUGUUUAGAGGAAUCAACUAAACGACAUGAAGGCAGUUGGACUUAUUUUAUUUCAAUUGCUUACGAAUAAACAAAUAACUAAAUAAACAACUGAAAUGAUUUUAAAGAAACCAAAAGAUUUAUCAUAUAGAAAUUCCUUUUGGUUUCUUUUAGUAAUUUAAUUUCUGGAAUUAAAAAAUCUCUCAAUUUAUGAUAAUUUGCAGUAAAAUUCAAAUUACUAAAAAAUUAUAAAGAAAUAUUAAUCUCAAUAUGCUGAAUCGAUAUUUUCAAAGAUAUAGGUCAAAAAGGCCUCGUAUCUUUAAUAAUAAAUAAUAUUAGUCAUGAAUAAGAUGUUUUUUUAGGAGAGAUAAAAUCAAAUCUAAAGGGUAUUUUUGAAGAAUGAUACCAAUCAUAAUGGAACCUUACAAAAGGAGGAAUUGAAAAAUGCCUUAGGAUAUGAAGAAGACAUAGAUGAAAUAUUUGAUUAAAUUGACAUUGAUGGAAAUGGAAAAAUAGAUAUGAAUGAAUUCAUUUUUACUUCUUGUGAUAGAGCAGCUUUGUUAAAUGAAUUCAAUUUGAAUAUUGCAUUUUACGAAUUGUAAAGGAAAGGAUUUGUUGUUACCUCUUAAUUUUCUAAAUAUAUAAGUUGUGAUGAAGAUAAAAUUGAAAAUGAAAUUGCAAGCAAAUUUAAUUAAAAAAAAUUAAAUAAGCAAGAUUUCAUUAAACUGAUGAUGGAGCUUCUCUGA
Molecule: messenger RNA, 1437 nt
Organism: Paramecium tetraurelia
Lineage: Eukaryota; Ciliophora; Oligohymenophorea; Peniculida; Parameciidae
Exons: 3
Biological process (GO): protein phosphorylation
Molecular function (GO): protein kinase activity; calcium ion binding; ATP binding
Source: RefSeq, a predicted model, not a curated record